Molecule: messenger RNA, 2173 nt
Organism: Hibiscus syriacus
Lineage: Eukaryota; Viridiplantae; Streptophyta; Magnoliopsida; Malvales; Malvaceae
Product: dynein assembly factor with WDR repeat domains 1-like
Exons: 8
Coding region: 1-1803 (600 amino acids)
Molecular function (GO): protein binding
Source: RefSeq, a predicted model, not a curated record
AUGGAUUGCUGUGAACAAGUGUGUACUAUAAAAAACCUUGAUAAUGGAGAAGAGUUUGUGGUUAAUGAGAUUAGAGAAGAUGGGACGUGGAACAAACUGAAGGAAGUCGGGACGGGGAGACAGUUGACAAUGGAGGAGUUCGAUGUUUGUGUUGGGCAUUCUCCGAUCGUUCAAGAGUUAAUGAGAAGGCAGAAUGCGAAGCAGCGACGAGAGGUAUACCUCGUCGGAGAAGGGUGGGAGGAGAUCAAGUUCCGCCAGGAUGUUUUGUUUCAUGGGCCGGAGAGAGUGAGGGUCAAGCAGUAUGGGAAACCAUGUAAAGAGCUCACAGCUCUUUACGAGAGUCAAGAGAUACAAGCGCAUACAGGGUCUAUUUGGAGCAUUAAAUUCAGUUCUGAUGGAAAAUUCCUUGCUAGUGCUGGUGAGGAUCGUGUAAUUCAUGUAUGGAAGGUAAUUGAAUCAGAGAGGAAAGGCGAGUUGUUGAUGGAAAAGCCAGAAGAUGGGAAUUUGAGCUUUUUUCUUGUGGCUAAUGGAUCUCCGGAAUCGACUCUGUCAUUGCCGAGUUCUGAUCUCCUUCAUGAGAAGAAGAGAAGAGGAAGGUCAUCGAUAAGCCGGAAAUCUAUGAGCCUGGACCACAUUGUGAUGCCAGAGAUUGUAUUUGCAUUUACAGACAAGCCUAUUUGUUCUUUUCAAGGACAUUUGGAUGAUGUGCUCGACCUCUCAUGGUCCAAGUCUCAGCAAUUGCUCUCAUCUUCAAUGGACAAAACAGUCAGGCUUUGGGACUUGACUAGCAAGACUUGUUUAAGAAUAUUUUCACACAGUGAUUAUGUAACUUGCAUCCAGUUUAAUCCAGUUGAUGAUAGAUACUUCAUUAGUGGAUCCUUAGAUGCUAAAGUUCGCAUAUGGAGCAUUCCUGAUUGUAAAGUUGUCGAUUGGAAUGAUCUGCAUGAAAUGGUCACCGCUGCUUGUUAUAUGCCGGAUGGCCAGGGUGCACUAGUUGGCUCAUACAAAGGAAGCUGCCGUUUAUACAAUGCUUCUGAUAACAAGUUGCAACAGAAAAGUCAAAUCAAUUUGCUGAAUAAAAAGAAGAGAUCUGAUCAAAGGAAAAUUACUGGUUUCCAGUUUGCACCAGGAAGUUUGUCAGAAGUACUUGUUACAUCUGCAGAUUCGCGAAUUCGGGUUGUUGAUGGUUCUGAUCUAAUUCACAAGUUUAAAGGAUUUCGGAACUCAAACAGCCAAAUCUCAGCUUCUGUUACGGCAAAUGGAAAAUAUAUUGUCUGCGCUAGUGAGGACUCUAAUGUGUAUGUGUGGAAACACGAAGUAGAAUCUAGGCCUAGCAGAAGUAAAGGAGUCACUGAGACACGCUCUUAUGAACACUUUCACUGUAAAGAUGUAUCUGUUGCCAUCCCUUGGCCAGGCAUGGCUGACAUCUGGGGACAAAGAGAUGCACAAUUGAAUGAUCAAAAUUGUUUUGUCGAUGAAAUUUCGACGGCUAAUCAUCCUCCUACACCCGUUGAGGAGCACAGUGGAAACGAGGGUUCAUUAUCAGCAUCCGGCUGCACCAACAGCUCUCUCCAUGGAACCAUUUCUAGUGCCACCAAUAGCUACUUCUUUGACAGAAUCUCAGCUACAUGGCCUGAGGAAAAACUACUUACGACAACUCGGACCCGGAGCAGCCCCAAUACGAGUGUGGACUUCUCUGGGGUUAACCCAAACAUGUCAGCCUGGGGUAUGGUGAUUGUAACCGCUGGGUUACGAGGUGAAAUUAGAACUUUCCAAAAUUUUGGGUUGCCAUUUCGAAUUUAAUUGGGUAAGGAACCUCAUGGGUGGUGGGAAAUGAGUUGAUAAUGUGUCAAUACCAUCCAUUUCUCUCCACCUUUGUGUACAGAGAGAUAUUGGUUGAGAUUUGUAAUAUUAGCCAGUGUCAUUUCUUUGUUUGUGCCUUAUGCUCAUGAAUGCAGGGGGAAUGGAAAGCCACUGCAUUUGAGCAUCAAGGAAAAUAUAGAAUCGUUCGAAAGAAAAAGCAUAACAAAAUUACACCCUGAAUUAGAUUACGACAUAUUUCCGGUGUCGGAAAUUGUAAAGGUUAAGAUUAGAGGUGGAAAGCCUAUUGAAUUGAAAAUGGAAUUCUUUUACGACAUGUUAUUCUUCACCAAUCAAUUCUUAUGUUCUUGAA